Messenger RNA from Porites lobata, 31763 nucleotides. NCBI's taxonomy places the organism in Eukaryota, Metazoa, Cnidaria, Anthozoa, Scleractinia, Poritidae. The record is from the annotation of a GenBank genome assembly.
AAAACCCACGUUUUUGCUUCCGGCGCAUUACGCAUCGAUUCCUCCAUCUUUGUCACACUACGUGUGAGGCUGAUGCACUGGCACGUUUACUCAUUUAAAAACGCGUGUAUGGUUGAUGAAUUUUGGGUGGAAAUCUGAACCCCUGUCCUUUUAGAUGCUAUGACCAUAACAAUCGCUUUUUGACCGUUUUGGCUGGAGGUUACGAGAUAAAGUUCAACUGAAGUUUGCGAGAACGACCGUCAGCUGCAGUCAGUGACCGACAUGACGCCAGAGUUUUGAGGGUCGUGGACGUGAUAUUUGAUGAGAUUGGAAAUGCCCGUUGAUUCAUUCGAUUGUACAAACAGUGAAUACUUCUGUGAAUUAUGCAGCCUGGAUUUUACGACCCAAAAUGUGAGUGCAUUUGUAUAGCCUUAACAAAGCUGUAUUAUGCGUUUGUUUGACAGCUAGAUUGUAAAUUAUGCCUUGUUCCUUUGCUUUUUUCAUUAUCACCUGGUAGCAACCCUAAAUUAUAAGCUCAUACAGUUAAUUGUCCAAGUAAAAUUUCUAUUUAUCUGUGUUUUUUUUGUAAAGUGUCCGUUACGUGUAUAACAUCGUUCAGUUUAAGUGAAUCAUUUCGAUUCAUUUCUUCUUUUACAUGUAGCUUGUCUCUAUACAGUGUAACAGUUACAAAGUGUUUUGUUGAUAAUUAACAUAUGAGUCUUUUCCACAGUCUGUAGUGCUAAUUUAGAAUGAAUGACGUAUUGAAUCUCAUGUGCUUGUGGUACAAGAUAGUUUUGAUAAAUGACUUUUUUUUAGCUGCAUUGAGAAUGAUUGGAAGAAUUUGAAAGAAUAUUUGACAUAUGUGACAGCCCAGGAUUAGUACAGAUGCUUCGAAUUACAGUCAAACCUCUUUAAGAGUUUUGUUGGGAAUCGGCUAAGAUUUCAAAACUGAUCUUCAGAAAUAAUCGGAUUGACCCACCCAAUCGAUUAUCCAGUAUACAGGUAAUCGGCUAACUCUCUCUACAAGAAUUCUGUCAUGGAUGUCUGCUGUAUGGUGUUUACGGACACAAACAAGAAUGUACAAAAUGUAUCCGAAAAGGGAUAUCAGUGGAUUUUUCAAAUAUUUUCAGCUCUGUCAGUGUGAAUUUUCUUAUUUUUUUUCUACACAAGGUUUGGUGGCAAUGGAAGUAACUGACCUAAGAGAAAAGUGAGGUCACCAGGCUUGUUUUUGAAUCAGGGUCAAAACUGUGCUCUUUGAAAGAAAAAAUUGAAGGGACCGGGUGGAAAGAAAGUCAGUUUUACAGCCUGCCAUUCGGGCAAGCUGUAGCUAGCAUGUACUAGCCCACAAGUCAUUUCAACUAGCCCCAAAACCCUUUUUGAUUAGCAGGAUUGAUUACCAUCCUUCUGUGAUUUGAAUUUCCCAAAAAAUUCACCUGCCCGUCGGGCAAGUUAAGAACAGUAUUCACUAGCCGCAAAGCAAAAUCCACUACCCCUGGGCUAUCGGACAUGACUUUCUUUGCACGCUUAAGGGAGCCCAGUACUCUGAACCUGUCAAAUCCAUGGUGCCCAGCAUAUGAUUUCCAUGAGAAAACUAAGAUUUUUGAGGCACCACAGGCCACUGGGCACUGCUUGAGCACAGUCUUGAGUGUAAAAUAAUUUUGUAUUCAGGCAGUAAAAGUUUGCAAUAAGAACAUUUUUGCAGAUUAUCAGUUUACAAUGUUAAGUGUAAAAUAUUCUUUUAAAGAAAUCGCUUUUCAAGAUUUCUGCGUCUGUUUUUCAAUAAAUAAGUUGGUUGGCAUAAUCAUGUUAAAAGGAAUGCUAUGCCAUGUGAAUUUUUUCAGCUAUUAUGUUGUAAGUGAUUAGUAAGCCUGUGUACAGAUGCAAAUUACAUGUGCUAGUUACAUUGUCUUGUGAUAGUAAGUGCACGUGGUUUCCUCUCUUUUAUAGUCAUCGGAUGAAGGGGUCAGGGUAUUAAGAAAAAUUGAAAACUUCCAACUACAUGUAUCCUCCUUUGAGGUUACUUGAUCCCUACAAAAUAUUUAAUAUGAUUUUGCGGUGAUUUUGACUGACUACACCCUGGGUUCUCAAGAGCCGGCAGCAUUUCGGCCACUUCACAUGAACUUGCCACCUACUUUUCUUUGGAAAUUACCCCUAAGAAAGCCAAAAUUUAAUGAUGUCUCUGUUCUGUUCAAACACUCUAAUUUUUGCUCCAGAAUGCUGGAAGCCCAGGUUUCCAAAUUUUUUCCUGAGGGCAUGCCCCCGGAUCCCCCUCGUAACUUCCUCUUUUUGCGCUAGCAAGUGGCCAGUGGCACGAGUUUUUUCGUUCUCCGCCUACUCCAAGACUUUUGCCACCUACUUAAAACCUUAUUGAAAACCCUGUACACCAGAACAGCAGAACCAACCUGUUUUAAGUUUUGUGUUUAUGUUGAAAAUAAGGUCUCACUAGAGAACCAUUAAACACAUGAUGAGCCUUUGUUUCACCACAUUCACUGUUUGGACAGGUUAAUUAAGGAGUUUUCCAUGUCGAGACCUGAAACAUGUCAAAGAACUGAAGUGGUCAUCUACAUUUCUUGCUUCUUAAACAGUUGGGGUAAUUUCUAUGAAGUAUUGUUGAUCUCAGCACAGUCAUCUUCUGUAACUUUUACUGACAUUAACACACUGUCCUGAUUUAUUACCACCUUAAAAUUUCCCUUACAGUGUACGUGUAUUUCAAAAUCAUCUUGUCUCUAAAAUUUUUUUAAAAACUUCAAAAAACAGCGUUAUCUCUCAAUUCCAUGGUAGCUGACACCAUCUUAGCAAAAUGAUGCACAUAAGAGUUGGGCACUGCAAAACAAAGGAAUGACCUUAGCUUUGUUCAGUGUUUUUUGUUUGUUUGUUUGUUUGUUAUUUUCUAUGCUGGUGGCAUUAUUAAUUUUCUCAUUUUAUCUCAAGUUGGAGUUUCAAGCUGGUCUCACUACCUGUAAAAUUUAUCAUAUUCAAGUUUUUCUACCCACAUACCAUUAACAUUUGAUACCUACAGUGUAAUAGCCAAGUUUGAUACUUGGAAGUCGGUAACAAAAGCACACUUAAAGAUCAUUCAAUGAACUUACAAAUACUGACAUACACUUUUCAGGUCAUUUUUGGAGAGGCAAUUCAGAAGAACUUAAAAUCGAUUGGGCUACCAGUUGGAGAAAUUGACGUUUUUGCUUCAUUUUAGUUUGUAUUUGAGCUUUCUAAACUCUUUGUGAAAGGAAUAUUUUUUUUAUUAUCUACAUUUGAGGGGCUAGAGGAUCAGAAUUUGACAGUAAUUUGAUGGCUUAGACUCCCUGUGAAAGGAAUAUACAUCUACAUUUUACUAGAGAUCGUAGUGAGUAGAGAUUAAAGUGAACACUGUUCAUGUUAGCCUGUUUUUAGUGAGGGCAUGGGGUGGCUUUAGACAGGCCAUUACAUGUAUGACUGUGUACCAUAAACGUAGAAUAAUUGUUUCUGGAUGAUUUGCAUUGCAGGAAUUGGAAGAGCAUACAUGGUCUAUGCUUCACAAUACAAAUUUGAACAGAAAGCAAGGAAGGUAUGAAAAAGAUUAUCUACUGUUGCUGUUGCUUUUAAAUUCUUUGAACAGCAACUUUUUGGGCAAAGUUUCAUUCUUUGAAAAAGUGUUGUAGCAAAGUAAGAUGGAGAAUCAGUCAUGGUACACCUAUUUCUAGAUUACAGUGUGUACAUGCAUGUGAAGAACUGAUAACACAUUUGGGCAGGAAGAGGUUUUUAUCAUGGAGAAAAUGAAAUCAGUCAUGGUACAGUUAUUUCUAGAAAUGGGAUAAUAAUUUAUCAAAAAUGAAGUGUCAGUCAUGUGAGAGCAAAGUAAGAUGAAGAAUCAGUCAUGGUACAGUUAUUUCUUGACGCGAUUCUCUAUAGCUUGUUCUCGAUUACAUGUAUGUCAACUGAACGGUGAAGAUAAUGAGUGUAUGAUAUGGAGAUUAGAGAAUUAUGAUCAGUGCACAUGAAGUGUCUGUCAUUUGAGAGCAAUAAUAUUAUUUUAGUGGUCUCUCUAUUUUAUUCUAGGUUGAUUGCAAAAGCUAGUAAGUGUGGCAGUUGACAGGGAAGGGGGUUAAUAAUGUCCUUUUUUUAAAAGCAGGUGUUGGAAAAAGGGUGGGGGAAGCUUGAUAGACUGUAGCACAUAUUCCAUGCAUACAUGUAGUUAACUUCCUAAGUAAAUGCACCAAUAUAAAGGGGCAGAGCGAAGUGUCUGCUUUAUGUGAAAAAUUGUGCACCUCUCAGAGCUAAAAAAACUUGAAUGCCAGCUUGUCCUUUGGGCACGCAGCUCUCACAUUAUGCCUAGCCAGGGCCACUUCUUGUUCAUUUUGUUAGAGGAUGACUUGCCUGUUGCCCAUUGGGUAAGAAGCUUUAAGACAGAAUUCGUUAAGAAACUGAGUAAUUUAAAUUUUCAGUGGACAAAAGCCUCAUACCAGAAUAUUUUAAGCCCUGGCUAUCACAUUGUUUUUUACACUUUUCAAGAGCUAUCUGUAAUAACACCAUGAAAGACAAUUUCUUACGGCAGCCCAAGGAAAUAAAUUUCAAAUUUCAAAUUUCAAAGGAGUUGAGAAAACACAGGUAAAAUCAUCAUGCGUAAGAUUUCUUUUGUGAAAUUUGAGGCUUUUGAAGUUUGUUUUCUUGGGCUCGAAGAAGAGCCUUUUCUUCGGAGUUAUUUCAUAGAGCGUAUUACUUUUAAAGCCCUUGAAAAGUGUGAAACCGAAUGCAAUAUGCUUGAAAUUAUUCUGGUACAAGGUUUUUCUCCCCGGAAAAGUAACAUUACUCAAUUUCCUAAUGGACUCUUUCUUAAAAGUUACUUGCCCAGCAAGAAAAUCUACUUGUUCAGGUGGACUUCCAGAUGGGACUUUUUGCGAUCCCCACCUCGGGGACCAAAAGUACUGUUUGUAAUAGAGAGGUGGGAGUAUUAUAGGGUUUUCUGUAGGAGAGGUUCAUCAGUACAUUUGAGUCAGUGCCAAACAAAAUUCGUCAGAUUAGUACUGUAGAAGAUUCUGAGGAACUACCCAAUAACCCCUCCCCUAAGCCAGCGUUUUGCCCUAACUAAGAGGUGUCAGUGGGCAGUGACUCAUUAUCUUGUAAUGAUCCAAUUCAUCACUUACUAGACAUUGAUUUUUUAACUGUUUUACUCCCAAGAUCUUGUUAGAAAUUCUCCUUCUGGCUUUGAUUCAUUACCUUGAACAUUAGUUAAGCAGGGUGCAAAGAAAAUCAGUUUUACAGCUUGCCAUUCGGGCAAGCUGAUGCUAACAUUUACUAGCCCAGGGGUCAUUUCAACUAGCCGCAAAAGCUUUUUGAAGAGCGGAAUUGAUCUCACAGUUCUUCUUUUAUUCGAAUUCCUGAAAAAAGAUCACUUGCCUGUCGGGCAAGUUAAAAACAGAAUUCACUAGCCCAAUAGCAAAAUCCACUAGCGGCGGGCUAUCAGACACUACUGUCUUUGCACGCUGAGUUAAGACAAUUUUUGGGUUACCUGGUAUAUUAAAUUAUGAUGUAAUGUGCACUUUGAUUGGUUAAAAAAGUGUGCUUUGUGAGAGUAUAAAACAUGGACCAAAAGAUGUCACGCCAUCUUCUAAUCGUUUGUUUUGAAAAUUAGAAAGUAAUGCAUGGGGAAUUUAACGGAUUAUUUUUCAUAGAACCAGUAAAGAAUCCAGGUUGACUGUGCUCUGUUCUGUUGUAAAACACUUACAUUGUAGGAAGUGGUUAGAGCACUCAAGAAGUAGGGAGAAACCAGGGAGAAUAUCUUGUGUUUCCCUUAACACUUUUUUUUAUGUUCUAGCCGCUUCCUCCACGCUUUACAACAAAACAGAGCACAGCAAAAGAUUCUUUAUUUGUUAAAUAACAUUUUUCCAGCUGAUAAAUUUACCUAUUGUCAUCACCUGUUUGCCAGACAAUGUUGGAGAUGUUACAUUCCAAUCACUUCUAGGCAUUUAAGGGUUACCCUUGCUAAUUGCAGUCAAAAAAGUGGAAGAAUAAGGUUAUCAAUAAUAGUUAACCUUUGUAGUCCCAGUGUCAGUUGUCAAAGGAAGUCAGCCUAACUAAAAAACCUUACAAACAUGAUGUAGGCGACCUUUUUAGGUUAGCCAACAUGUCAGGCAAAUGCAAAGACCUUUUCCUUGAUUUAGCAAACCACCCAAGGCAUAGUAAAUGAACAGAUUCUUAUGUGCAAAGGACCAUUUCUCUGACUUCACUUACCUUUUUUUUACAUUUUAGAGAUUGUGUUCACCGCUGCAGCUUGUGUAGGCAGGAAUUUGUCGGAUUAUUGGAAUUCACUGGUCAUUUGCAUGGUGACAGCCAUCAAGAGAAGCUUCACAACUGGCGAAGGGAUCAGCAGCGGGAGUGGAGUCCAGAAAAGCAGCAGCUAGAUAGGCCGGAUCAAAGACAGAGAAACAGGCCAAUUUCUGACUGGAGUACAGACGAUUUUUCUGAUUUUGUAGAGUACUUUAGUGACCACGGUGGGGAGGCACAUAUGAACAACAACAGGCACAGGGGUAGGGGUAGGGGUCCACCCAUUCCCAGGCUGAUGGAUGGUGCGCCUCAGUCUGACUACCGCUACCAUGAUAGGAGAAGGGACAGAAGAGAACACUAUCAAGAAGGAGGAUAUCCACCAUGGAAUGAUGGUGGCAGAGACCAGAUGAGAGAAUUUAGAGACAGUCCACCGCCACCGGGUCCUGAAUAUCCAGGAAUGGAUUACCCAGAUCAGAAGUAUGACAGAUAUCAUUGGAGAAGGAACACUGAUGAACGAUAUAAUGACAGGCAUUAUGACCACUCCGGGUACAUGUAUCCCGACGAUGGAUGGAGACCCCCUUAUGACAACAAUCAACAGUUUAGAUCGAGACGUGAUAGUCAACCUCGUCGCUAUGGCGACGGAGAUUUAAGGCGUAACAGCAACUCGCCACACAAUAGUUCAAGGCAAAAGCUAAGUUCAGUUGUCUCUUCUAAAAAACAGAGUGAUAAAAGUCCUAGCUCUAGAAACAAAGACACUGAAGGAUCAGCUGAGAGCAGGAAGAAACAGUCACCGCGUGAUAAGGAAGCCCUGGGUAAAAGCUCCCCAGGUGCAACAAGUAGAAAAGCGUCAAAGGAUAAGACAUCAUCUCCGAAGGCGAAUUCUUCUUCAGGGAGCCCAAGUGGAAAAAAUACAAGGAAAGGAACUCCUCGAAAGCUAGCCAGACCUGUGGAAGAAAAUGUCGAGAAAGACAAUGAUCGUAAGAGUAAAAGUCCCACAACGGAAGAAGACUCUGAGGCAGUUACGAGAAAAGUGCAAGUUGAUCGUAAUAAUAAAAUGGAGAUCACAGUUAUGGCAAAAGAAAAAGUUGUGGCGGAACCUUCAAAAGAGCCUACACUCUUGUCUGCUGUCAAAGCAACGAAGGAUUUACCAACUGAGGAAUCAAGUAAAUCAAAAAGCAAAGAGAAUACAGCGAUUAACCCAUCUUUAUCAUCACGAGCCCAAGAAGGGGACCCCUCAACAGCUAGAAAUGAUGUCUAUUCUUCAGCCAACAUCAAGAAUUCCUCUGUAACAAUUAAAGGGGAAAUUCUUUCCUCAAGCAAAGAAGAUAAAACAAACUGUCAUACAACGGAUAAAAGAGACUCUUUAUCGACACUCAAACCCUCGCUAUCAUCUAAAGGAAGUUCUCCGAACUUUGACAGAAGACAAGUAUCUGUAACAGGAAAAGAUAAAGUUGAAACUGUCACAGACAAAAAUCAAUCAGCAACCUCGUUGCUCGAAAAAUUUCCAAAAGAAAAACCGGCCCCUUUUCUGGGUAAAAAGAACAAUUCUUCUGAUCAAUCAACUGAGAAAGCAAAUGGUGAAGAAAGCAAAGACACACAAAGUUGUGAACUUGGAGCGGAUUCUCCAUCAUCAUUAACAAUGAGGAGUGAAGCAGCAUUAAAUUCCAAAAGUUCAAACGGGCCAUCAUUCACGAUAGACAAAUUGUCAACUGUAUCUUCGACCAGAGAAAAACAAAGUUCUCUUGGUUUUACUCAAAAUUCAAGUUCCUUGAUCUCAGGGAGUGAAAGAAAUAAAACAUUCGGUGUCAAUGUUUCAAGUCAAAGCGAUCAGAAAGGUGAUAUUUCAGCAUCCUCUGCAAGCACAAUCUCAACUAUAAGUUCGCUGCCUUGGGAGAAACGGGAGGAAAAACUCAGGUCUUUACUUGGAAUAAAGAAAGAGCCAAAGGAUACGGAGGUAACUGGAAGGAUUUUAAUUCCUUAGGGAAUUCUGCCUACUAUGCAAUAACGUAGGCAAACUGGUUUUCCAGUGGAACUAUUGUUGUGGUCGUUGUUUUGUUUGUUUGUUUGUUUGUUUUAGGCCUUUUCCUACCAUUUUGGCCUUUUUUCUUCGCCUGGCCCUUUUAGUUCUGCAUGUGACUUUUCGCCUUUGUCCCUUGGUUUGUACCCCCUACGCUUCGUUUUACCUCCUAUUUCGUUAUAAAAUGUACUUUCUCAUUCUGAGUAAUGACUUAGUAACAGAAAACAAAGAUACCGUAUUUUCUCCAUGCUGCACAGCAAAAUGUACGGUACCAUAAAACUGUAAUUUGGGUAAUGUACGUGCGGUUGUCAUCCUCAGAGAUCCUGGCGCAGAACGGAAGGAAGAAUCGUCCCACCCUGACAAGCUGCCCCCGGGUCUCCGAGGAUCGGUACUAAUAAUCAAACCUGCAUAUUGCGUGAAAGUCAACUCCUUACGCUACACAUACGCUGUACUGUAAUGUUUUCUCCUUUCAGAACCAAGAAGACUCCAUCUCACGUUCAUUGGCCAAACCUGACACAGUGACAACAGAGAGCGAGAAGAUAGCCUCUGUUCCCAGCCACAGCCUGUCAUCACCAAAGUCAUCCUUUGGCACUGGGUCUGUUAAAGGAUCUUCCUCGCGACACAUUCCAGGGUUUUCCCAGUUGUCAUUGUCCCGUCCACAGUGUAGUUUUGUUCAUAUUGACGGAGUGCAAUGUGGUGCAGCCACUUGGAAUAAGUAAGUGAAUAAGAAAUGCAUACACGACUGAUAAAAUGAAAAGGGAGUGGAGCUCAGGAAGCAGGCAGUUUGGAUAUUGGCCAAGUUCUCUUCCUUUUUGUUGUCAAGAUUGUUCUGCCCUCUCGGCUUGCAAACCAGAACACAGGAUCCGCUCCAUCUUGCCCGCUGUCUGAAGAUGUUGUAUAGUAAUUGGCCUUUUUAUUUAUUUAUUUUGAUUAUUUUAUUUAUUUAUUUUGCAGAGAUAAUUUCCUUUUUCCUUCCCCACAGGUACUGUUCUUAUCAUCAGCGAGUAUUCAAAGGCGAUAAAAACAGCACCCAAGAGCAGAGCGUCAACUCAGUCGUGAGGAAUGCGUCGAGAGACGAAACUCACGAUCGCGAAUCAUCAACGAGAUCCCUGAUAAAUAUUUCUGGAGGGACACAAAUAUUCAAACCGAUCGCACCCUCUAACAAACCUAGUGAGCUUUUCGGUUUUGCCUCAGGUCUGGAAGAAAAGAUUGGUCAAAGUUCCUCCCAUUCGGACGAAUCAAAGAACAUCCAAGGAGCGAAAGAACCUGAAAAAGCUAGUCAGGGUGUUCCAAAAACUGGUCGUGAGGUCGACCUCAACUCCAUUUUGUACACAGCAGCGGGGACUACUGGCGAUGCGCCUUCGGCAAAGAUUGAUCUUAGCACCACUGGACCUUCAAGAAAUUUGCUUCUACGGGGAUCUUCGUCGGCUAUUUAUAGCGAUCGCAGCGUUGGUGCAAGUACUGUUGCCAACACUGGUGCAAAUGUUGGUGGUAACAUUGAUUUAAGUGACACAGUACCAAGACCAAGAAGACUGUUGGGCUAUCACGAUACAACCGUGGAAAGCGACAUCGACAGACCUGGAAUUGAUUUAAGUGACACUGUGCCAAACCUUGAGGGAUUUCUAGCUUUGCAUAGCUCUUCAACUGUGGAUGCUAAGGGUGGCUCACAUAUUGACUCUAGAACGGGGAGAUCUCAGACGUAUCAAGACCUGAGUUCAACGAUACCAAAUCGCGAAGAUAGUAGUCCAAGUAUCGAUCUAAAUGAGACUAUACUCCAACCUAUCAGAUCUCGAACGCCACAUUUUGAACUCAAGGAAGCACACCUGCCAAACGCAAACCGCCAGCCUACAACUAGCUCCUUGACUUCAGGUGUAAAUAGUGGUGUCAUUUAUCCACUGAAACAUUCGGUGAAAGUUGAACCUGAAGAACAAAGAUCACAAGCCUCGGAAACUCAAAACACAGGAAUGAUUGAUUUGAGCUUUAGCACUAAACUUCUGGGUUUGCCGCAUUCCGUUGUUGCACCUUUCAACUCUGGCAAUCUCCCACCACAAAAACCGUCGAGAGAAUCGACCCAAUCACCGUCUGAGUUUUCCACGAAGUCGUCUGUUCUUUCCUCUCCGCGAAGCUAUGCGCCCUCUUCUCCUCAGAGCCCAAUGUUUACUCGGAGAGUUUCUUCGACAACGCCUUUACCUACGGAUCAAUCUGCUAGUCAUGGAUCUACCAUUUCGCUACCCAGUCUAUCGCUUGAUCUGUCGCGGUUUAACCUUCCUCCUGCCGUUCGAAAAGCUUUGGCAGAACGUUACAGUGGAAAAAAGGCGACCAGUACGGCUGGCGAUAACCCAGUUGAGUCUAACGACGGUCGCAGAUCACAGCCACUCUUCUCAGAGCAUAGGACUGAAAGCUCAUUUGAGCCCGGAAAAAAAGCGUCUCCUUUGCCAGCGAGGCUGCGAUCUCGCGGUCAACGAAGUAUCAGUUUAGAUUCUCCCAUUGUAAGAAGAGAUUUCUUGCACACCGGAGAGUUGCCAAGGUCAAAGUUGCUUGAGACGGGAAGUACGUUUGACGCAAACCAGUUUUUUAGUAGGCGAUUCAACAACGAGGGUCUUCAACAAGCUAUUCCACGCGCUUCGGACAUCUUUCGUGAGAGCUCAAUUACGACGUCAAAUAAUGUGCCAGUUCAGUCUUCUACAACAUUACUCCCUUUUAAUGUACACUCCAGGGAUGCCCCCUCUCACACUAGACCACCCGCUCAAGAGUCCACAAAUUUUCUUCAAAGACGAGGCCUUAUCGAUUUAAGCUCAACAUCCUAUCUUAAAGGAAUGCCAGUUCCCUCAGUUGACCAUGGAAGAAUAGCCGAUGGUUCUCAACUAACUUCGGACAAUUCACGAUCGCCUGUGAGACCAUCUGUUCUUCAGGACCGAGGCUUGAUCGAUUUGAAUACUAGUAUGGAGUAUGGCGCACGGGUCUCUACUACGGAAAGCUCCGACACACCUCCUGUGAUAAAACGUAAACGUAUAAACUCCUGGGAAGACUCGGAGAGUGUUUCGAGUGUAAGCGCUGAAAAGGAAGUUAAAAGGUCUAAGCAGAAGGAGAAAGACAAUGAAAAUGACAAGCCUGUUACAUACCAGUCCGGGUUGAAUGUUCAGGAGUUGCUAUCAAUCGAACGCGAGGAACAAAAUCAGUUACAAAAUCUUCACGCAGUGCAGUCCAGGUUGAAAUCCGUCCGCUCGCAAAUUCAGAAACUUUGUACCGAGCUGGACUCGCUAAGUAGCGAAGAACAACGGAUUACACUUAGAAUGGGGGAACUGCGGAAUUCGCGACUCAGUAUUCUUGAAAGUGCUUGCUACCAGAGACAAGUUCCUUUGCAGGCGAACACUGAAACGUUGAGUAGAGAAACAAGUACGGCUGCAACGCAAGUUGGAGAGGACGACAGCAAAUCAACGUCGUGUGAGUCAGAUACGUAUGUCGAUAAUUCUAGGACAGUUGGAAGUGAUCACGGGAAGAGUCAAGUAAUUGGCUCUUCCCAGGAUGUUAAUAUUAAUGCUGCGAAAAGUCCAUCGAAUGAUUGUCGCGAGGUCGGUAUGGACUCAGAGUUUGAGAUUACCCAGGCGGAGCUCGAAACUGACUCUUCUGCAUUUUCAGUUACAGAGACUUCACAGAAUACCAUCGGCUGUACUCAAUCCCCACAAUCAGUGGCACAUUCUUCUGUUAUAACAACCGCAAGAUCUGUUUCCACAGAAGAAACACCGCACAGCAGGCAGACGAGUGAGAAAUUUUUAGAAAGGCUGUUCUUAGCAUCUAAACGGGUAGCAAAGGAAACCAGCUCCACCAGCGAGGUGGAUGUGAAGCGAGCUGGUAUUUCUAAACAGACCUCUACAGCCUCGAGUGAUGGUGAUGCUGCUACUGAACAUAGUAGUUUAGGUGCAGCUGAUGCACAUAGUAGUUUUAGUGCAGCUGAUACAGAGUUAAUAGUUGAAAAUCCAGCGUUAGCGAAGAACAACCAAUCUGACCAAGGCCGAGCGGAACGAGAGGCCCAGAGCAAGGUCGUUAGUGUGCAACCAAAUGAACAAACGAAAAGUGAUCUCGUCAAAAAGGUCCAAUAUCUUCAUCCUCAGGAAAAAUCGCUCUUCAGGAAAAAGAGCUUUUCUGAUAUCAACGUUUCUAAGACAAUUGAGGCGAGUAGGAAGAAGAUUCAGUCGGUUAGAGAAAAUAUGAAUAGGUGGAAACAACAGGAAGACAGUAUUGAUACACAGCUUUCAAGCAAGGGGAAAAGUUCAAAACAACGCGAUACACUUUCUUCGUCUUCUAGCGCAAAUUCUUCGGAGAUACCUUCCAAGGACAAACAAAACCCCUCUCCUCUUAAAAUCACAAUUCCAGAUAAGCCUUCGCCUAGAAAGACUAGCAAAGAGCUGAAAAAAUCCAGCCUUUUUCAAUCCGGAAAGAAAGACUUUAAAGGAUCACGAAAAAGUAAAGCGGAGAAGUUGCAGUUAAGAGAUAAAAAACACAACCAAAAGGACGCCAUCCCGUCUAAGAGACGAAGAAUCGACGAUAGUUCGAGUAACGAUACCCAGAAUAGCGUCCCACUGGCGGAGAAAGCUUCAUUCAAUCGAAGAAGUCAAGUUGUUAGUGCUGCUGCUCAUACAACCACAGCCGAUUUAGGGGCAUCUGGAACUGAGGAAAAAGAUGAGGUCCCCACGCGAGAUGUGGUAUGUCUAAACUUUCCUUCCUGACUUGAUAAUAGUUCUAAUACCGCGUAAAAGUACAACCCAGCAGUGUUGUGUUUGACCUUUGGUAGUCCCUCUAAACGAUCCUAAGACGCUUUGUAGUCGCAUAUCGUACCCAGUUUUUCACUCGUUUGAAACACGGCAAAUUAAGUACUUCAGCUUUCAUUAGGAUGCUCACCUGUAGCCCAUCUAGAGUCGUAUGAAAUUCCCCCUGCUUGUUGGUGUGACAGUAAUUUAUGAAAGAGUUGUUUAUAUUUGCAGGACGGUCGGUCGAAGAAUACGUCAAGUGGUGUUCAUUCCCGCCCAAGUCAUCCUCAAAUGCCUUCUUCAACUGAAGAGUCCGUUAAAGAAGACUACACAUAACUCUAAAGGUAGCUUUAAAAGUAAAUUACAGCUCCUCGUUCUUUUGUAGGCUGAGAUCAGUCAGACAACACCCGAAAGCUUCUUUGUACUUUUGAUUCACCCUAACGGUUUGCACUCUUAUCUUUAGUGAAGUCGGUUAAGCCCUCUGCCGAUCGCAAAACGAUAAAACUUCUAUCAUUUGAUAACUUGUUUACUAUACCACACUGCAACGUUCUCACUAAAAGUCGUAGUUAAGUGACGCCGGCUACCACGUUUUCCCGCCAAAAUGACGUUGGUUCACGGGAGCGCACUACUUAGUAUUAGGGAGCUUAAGCAACAACGACGGCGACGGCUACAAAAACGUCAAUUAAAGAGUGAAUUCGCACCGCUUCAAACUUUAUCGGGCUUAUCCCAUCUCGUUUACUUGUUGGCAAAUGUUUUUGGAGUUGAAUUCUAAAGGAGUGUAUCAAAGUUCAGGAAAAGAAAAGAAAGUUGUUGUCUUGUGUUCCCGUCCUCGACAAAACGUGAAUUCAGGCAUUUUCACGUUGUAGCCGGGCAACGACGGCAAAGAAAUGUACAAAAAAAGCGUGAUGCACGUGCAAAGUUGUUGUUUUGCUAAUCAAACCCAUUGCUUUUUUGCCGUUCUCGUUGCCGUCCGCGUCGUCGUUGCUUAAGCUCCCUAUUGAGAAAAUCUCGUCCUCGUAGUUGUUCUCGACUUGAAAAUCUGAAGGUCUCUAUUGAGGUGACCGUUGAUGUAUAUGGAGGCAACUGGCCACGAUUGUUCAAACUAUCUGUCGGAUAAGUAUCGGAAACUAAUUGUGUUAUUCACUGCAAAGAGAUUAAACCAGCAGAUAGCGCGUUAUCCACCAUUUGAACUACUAGGACCUGUCGUGAAAGAGUUGAAUAAUAAAUCAUGGACUAUUCCAAACCUGUCAACAUAAAGUGGCAUGAACGUGCCUUGAUUUUCCUCAGGUAUCACGUAUUUAUGAGGGGUUUUUUUAAUGUGUUUUAAUUUUAAUGGCGUCUUGUUGAACUUUUACAGAUGGUAAAAAACGCGGGCCAUUUGCAACGAAGUUUGUGGGCCACAAGGGAGCAGUGUGUGGUUUAAAGGUAAGUGAAAGUCAGAUUCUUGAGCAGUUGAAAAUAGCAGUCACUGCUGAUACAGUAAAAAAAAAAACCCGCGUAUGAGAAGCUCCUUUUAAGUGUGGCGAAAUAGAUACCUGUAUUUUGGGGUACUUAUUGGCAAUUAACGCUAAGUACGUUCUUAAUCAGGUUCCUAAUUUCUAUGACGGACAUGUGCAAUAGUUACUGACUACCGGCAAAAUAACGAAACUUUGAGUGUGGUCAUUAAAAAUGCAUUAAAUAUUCACAACUGUACAUUGCAAAUCUCCCCUAUGCGAAGCCCAUGAUGACAAUUACAUGUACAGUCUGUACAAUAUAUAAACCUGUUUUUUGUAGCAAUUAGAGUAAGACUUUUAUUAGCAAUUACAGUUGGUCACAGCAUUUUCUUGCAAUAUAAAAGUCAAACUCGUUGGUUAAAAUGUUUAUCGUAAUUUAAUUGUAACCCACAGAUAAGAACCUGCUUGAUCUUGCUUGGCUAAACAAAUUCUUAUAUUUUGGGGGGGUAUUAAAGUGGCAAUUUUGAGCGAGGAGGUUUUCAAUCCACUAGUUUUUUAUACGCGGAUUUACUGUAUUACCAGUUACCUCUCCAAAGGAUUACAGUGAUUAAACUUAAAAGAGAAUGCAUCUCAGAAACGGUUUUGAAUCCUUAGUUUUAGGGCUGGAGCUAAGAAUGAAAUCAAUAAUUUGGUCAAGUGAUUUUAGAUAUUAAUUAAGGACAAGAGAUGAUAUUUAUCAGGUGUUAUGAAACGAUCUGAUUUAACGUAAAUGCAAUUUUUCAGGUGUUCAACGGUCAUUUGUUUACUUGUUCAGCGGACAAAACUACAAGAUCAUUUAGUAUUCAGGUCAGUACACCAUGUAAACCCAACCCGGGUAGCUUCUGUGGUGAGCAUUGUUUAUUUCUCUACCCCAUCAAACACAGAGGUGUCUGGAGGCUAAUUCAGAAUGGGCAACCCUGGUUGUUUACCAUUUACUUGGACAAACCGGUCGGUUCAUGGAAAAACAAAACUCUUUCAAGACUAAAAAAAAUUCCCGGUUUUGUUAAUGGUAAACAACCCCUUGCUCGAAAUAUGUGGGCGGAUUAAGAAUUUUCUAAGACCAUAAGAAAAGCGUCCUUGAAAAAGCUUUCUCGGCGCUGCAGCUUGCGCUCGAAAAACACCUCGCGGAAGGAGGUGGAGUGGGGUUUGAAUGUUUGCUUUUUGGCUGUGCGCUUUGGAAGGUUGCAUGCCAUGCCAGAUUGUAGCCUGUUCCAGGCUCCGAGAUAGUCGAGUCCGCUGAAUUGAGAAAGCGCAAACACGAAAAUAAAAUGGGAGAGCUUUUUCCCGCCCGCCAACUUUUCGUGUGCCUUUUUACUUUCGCGUCUUCCCCACUAUCUGAGAGCUUGGAACAGGUUAGGAAGAUUGAAAACAAGACAUCGGUGUGAACUGUCUGAAAAUGCAACUUGAAUCUUCGCAAAAAUAAUGUGCUGUAAUCUACCAUGCAAUUUCUUUCAUUUAUUUUCGUAUUUCAUAGAAUGGAGAAUGCGUCAAACUUUACCAAGGGCAUCAUCAAGCAGUUAAUUGUGUCGAGGUUUGUACUCACAUGUCAACACGCUCAACUAUCACUCCGUAUAUGAUCGUAGCUAUUUUUUUAUUUGUACCAAACAUGACAAUAUAUUAUUCUCAAUGUAAUUAUUCGCUGUUUUAUUGACCUUAACAACAGGUAACUGAGGAUAGUGGUCGACUUUUUACCGGCUCAAAUGACCAAACAGUGCGAAGUUACGACAUAAAGGUACCUAAAACAAUUAACGUAGCCUGCGAGCAAGCUUUCUCUGCAUUUUUUGUUUGUUUGCUUUUUAUUGUUUCCUUCCUUCCUUCCUUCCCAUCCCCCUCCCCCUCUUUCAUUUUUUGGCUCUUGUUCCAUUUCUCGCGCGGCCAAAACCGAAAAUCCCGUUCCUCGGUCUUUUUUUGCUCCAAAACCAAACGGAAACGCUUGCUACGAAGGCUUUUUGUUUCGUAUUUCCUCUGAGAGAGCUUGCUUGUACAGCAUUAGUUUGUUCUUAAUUUUUUGUCAACCAGACGUUUGCUGAAACAUACACGCGCAUCUACUCAGCGCCACGACUCAGUAGUUACCAUAUGUACCAUUACUAACACAUGAAAGCUAAGUGUUUUUUCUUUAAUUUUCAUUUUCAGACUGGCGUUUGCACGCAUAGGUUCACAUUUGAUGGGCGAGUGAUGUGUCUUCACGCAGCCUUUGAUCUACUCUUUGUCGGAUUAAACACGGGCAUAGUGGCUUCCAUAGAUCUUUUGGUAAGUGUGGCCACGAGGUGAACACUGGGUGGGUGUUAAGGUUCGUGGGUGCGUGGAGACUGCGCAGUUUCAACCCGUUUAGGGGACUUACGAUAGUUCCUCUUCCUUUUUUUACUCAAUUCUAUUAGUCGUUGCCAAACAAGAAAUGAUCAAGAAAUGUUUGUUAACGAGUUACACCGAUACGAAACACGAGACAUGCUUGUCAUUUAUAAUGCUUGGUACCCUCAUUGUUAGCUCUUUUAAUGAACUGUUAAUUGAAUGGGAGUCAUAGGUCUAUCUUGGAUCGGUAUUAGGCUCGAUUUCUCAUUUUUCCGGCCAGCGGCUUGUAAUCGAGCCUCGAUCAGGAUAAGAUUCUAGUAAACAGCACACCUACCUCUCCCUUGAACGAACGCUGAGCAAAAUAUUGGGUUAGGUGAGGGGUAGGUUACACAAAGAUAAUUGGAUCAGAAUUAAAAUUCUGGUAAACUGCCCACCUACCCCUUCCCCAACCAACUUUUAAACUAACUACUCUCCUAGGAGAAAAUGUUGGUAAUGGAAAUCUCGCGAAUUUCGCGUGAGUUAGCGUUCGAGAACGAGCAAACGAGAGUAAGCACUUGAGAGGGGGCGUGCAAGAGUGAGCGGGAAACGCGAGAGAAAAAAUAAGAUAUAGAAACUUCAUUAGAUCAAGAAGAACUAAUUGGAAAGUAAGUAAGUUCUUCCUCCAUGUCAACGCUUUAUCGUUAUAUCCCUGUCGUUUGCCAUAACAAAUUAACUGGACCAAUUGCAUUGCACUAGCGAUCAUCAAAUCCCUCCUCAUUUUUAUUAUAAUAAUCAAUAUACGCGCGUUCGGCGAUCUCUGAAGAGAGAAUAGAAGGUCUAUAAACAGGCCCGCGUUUUUGAAUAUUUAAGCGGACCAUUAUGGACUUAGCCUUAGAUAAUUAGCCCCUCAAAUCCCAGUGAUCAUCCGCAAGAAUGUUCCAACUAAUAUUUCUGAUUUUAAGCCUGAUGAAAUUUUUUACAGGUUUCAGUGAAAAAGUGUUCUCUCAUCUAAUUGUGGUUUUACAAAUGUUUUUUGCAAAUAGGUGUAGAAAUGUUGGAUCACUCAUUAGUCUUGAACUAUUGUCAGUGCCAGUUUAGACAGUGAAAUCGGCGCAGUGACGGUGCUUCUGUGACACACGCUGAUUUUCCAACGAACUUGCACCAAAAUGUUAUAGCAAAAUCAGAAUUUGACGACAGUUUUCUGGUUUUAAACAUUUUGUAGCGUCAUUUCUUUUGUUAAGUACAUAUGGUCAAACAACGCUUAGUUUUUCCAAGUAAAUGCAUUCUCCGUUGCUUUCAACGAAGUAAUACGGAAACCAUAAUGUAGAACCGUGUUGCUGCGCUUGCAAACUGUCAGCGGUUGCCAGGCUUAAACUCUGUCUCAGGCUCUUUCGGUCAUCUUUGUUCAAAGGACUGGUAUCAGAUGUUGAAGACGGCAUUGUUAUUUCCUCCACUUCGUGGCCUUUGGCGCGUGGAACCCAGUUAAGCAGAAACAUUACGGCCGUGGACAGUAUUGUCACUGCACCCGUGAGAAAAAACGACGCGCUGUAGUCUUUAGUCGUGUCAUAGAGCGAUCCCGCAAUGGGCGGUCCAAGCGUUUUUGGAAAUGCCAUUAUGCAAUAAAGCACGCCUAUAGCGCUACUGACUUUGCGCGGGCCUACGAUAUCCCGCGUGAUCACAGGUACAAGCAUUUCAUAACCACCAUCGAGCACGCCGAAUGCAGACGCAUACACGCAAAUCCAUUCGUAUUUUUUUGCCAGUGUAACAACGGAGGAUGAAAUUGCUAUCGAGAGCAGGAUAAGUUGGCAAAUUUUAAGGCGGUUAAACUUCGGAAGAUCACAUACAGCUCCAAAUAUUAGACUUCCCAAGAGACCCCCGCCGGCCAUGUAACCUGUUAGAAGGGAGGCUUGGCUCUUACUUGCUCCUCUGUCUUCAGCGAAGCGCACCUGAAAGGGAGUAAAACUGACUAAAAACACUUUUCUAAUAACAUAAUAACCCUCUUACUGCCACAAGUGAUCACCAAAGUCAAAGUUUGGCAAAGAUUUUCAAUUUUCAUUGUGUAAAAUGCUGAAAAACAAAUGGCACCAUGUGAAAGUAUUAACAAUGAGGCUUUAUAAAUUAUUAAAAUGGUCACACCACAAGAUUUCAUUCACCGACUCGAAAGGUAGUAUUGCACACCAAGUAAUUAGUACCACGUGUACCAUGUUUUGUGGUGUGAAUGUGGCGUUUCCUAAUGAAAUUGUUUUCAAAACAAAUUUGCGCAAAUGUUUCAAUCUUCAACUGAGCUUCUUGCCAUCUUAGGCCUAUUGCUGGUUCGCACGUGACGUCACGGCAGCCAUGUUGGUCAAGAACAAAAGCAUUUCUCUCCUCUGGGAACUAAACACUAUUUUCAUGUAAGUUGUUCAAGAAAAAAUUCUAUGGUUUUGACCCCUAACAUGGCCGCCUUGUCACGUGGUUGGAAACCAAAAAUAUGAUAACUUACCAAAUGGACGAAAGGCACCAAAAAAACUAACAUAAAAAUGCAAAGCGCGGCGACCCAGAUGGCGUAUCCUCUGUUUCUAAAAAUGGCAAAGUCGCACAUCUUUUUCCUGUUAAAUUGCGCUUUUUCGCUUUCUACUGGACGAAACGUCAGUGCACUAAGAAACAUUAGACUCUGAACGCCAGCGAGAAUUCGAAAUGUCACCGCAAGUCCGUAUUUCGACGAAAGGGUUUGUAUGAAAGGGCCAUAUGCGAGGGUACCAAUAGCUGCUCCCGCCAGCGCCAUCCCAGAUGCAAGGGCCAGGCGCCUUCUGAAGUACUUGGUUAGAAUCACAAGCGAAGGGAAUAAACCGAGACUUGAUCCCAGGCCCCAAAUCACACCAUAUGUAACGAACAGAGGCUGAAGUGUUGUUGCAAAGGAGCUGGCGAAGAGUCCUGCGGCCGAUACAAAUGAGCCCGCAAUCACCACUACUCGACUUCCGUAACGUUCAGCUAGGGUAGUGCCAACAGCGGCAAAUAAGUACAUCAUGCUGGAAGCCAGUGAAACCACCCAAGCUGCCAAAGAGUAUAAUAAAUAUUUUACCUGACGAAAGUAUCAAAUCACGUCGUGAAAAAUACUGAAAAACAACUGGUUUCGUUUGAAAGUACUUACUGACACGUGAAAGAUCAUCGAAGUUAUUUAUGCGGCUUAACAUUUGACAUAAAGUCCUUAUAACCCAAAACAUUUGAGGAGCCGGACAAGAUCUUGAUAUGACUUCAAAAGCUUUAGUAUAGUUCUUAAAGAAAGUAAGAUUUCAGUGGUAAAGAUCAAAUCCUUCCGAAAAAAAGAUUUAAAAAAAAGACGAAAGUACUGUAUUUAUUCUAAUAAGCACCCAGCCUCUAAUUAGCGCCCAGCUCGAAUAACCGCUCAUCCUAAAUGCAGAAAAAGUUGAUAAGCUCCCAGCCUCGAGUAAGCACCCACCCCUCCCCCUCCCACUCAAACUCCAAUAAGUACCCACCCCCACCCCGCCCCCUUCCCCCUCCCUCCUAGUUGAGAGAAGAUGAGAUUGGAAUUGAAAUUGAAUAAGUACUAACAAGGACUUCUCCGAAGACGAAGUUUUCUUCAGAGUAUUUUACAGAAAUCUUGCUUUGUUACAUCUUCGCGUUUUGUUCUUACAAUUCAUUGUGUCGUUGCAAAAUAAUAAUGCUACACUUGCUGAAAAUGGUGAAAAUUUUAAGCACCUAGCCUCGAAUAAGCCCCACUCUCAAGGUCCGUAAAUUUAAUAAGGGCCCAGGGCCCAGUUGCUCGAAGCAUGUUUAGCGUUAACCAGCGUUUAAUACCUUGACAACGUGUUGGUUUUGAUAAUGCUUAACCAAUGGUUAAAGCUAACCAUGCUUUGAGCAACUCAGCCCAGGGCGGUUAAUCGAAUAAAUACGGUAACCUUAGGAGCUUAGGUAAGGUGGAUUCUUUUUCCGGUUCCGGAAGUCUGUGGGGAUACCUGCGUACCACCAUUUUUUUCUAAAAGACAGCGACAGUUUCUAUUUCAUUUUUUUCUGUGUUAACGUCAUUUAUUAGUUUUUGCUUUGUUUUAUUGUUUCCUUUUUUUAUGAAUGACACGAACAUCGAGACAUAAACACGUUGUAAUCCCGGUGCAAGAGAAAAUUUGUUGCUCACGACACUGAAUUACCAAGAACGGUAUCAUCUUUAUUUCAUUGUCCAAGAACUCGUAAUCAUUGUCUUUGAUUACUCUUGGAUUUUAAUUUUGCCGCUCGGAAUUAAGCGGUCUUAUAGUUUGUUGCAUCCUUCCUAACCUUAAAAAAGGCCAAAGCCAUUUUAUUGUUUGCUCUCUCAAGCUAGCUGUUAUUCUGUAAGUUGUGACUUAGCUAUACUAUAUUAUGACUUAUAGAUGUCAGAAAUAUGAGCUGAGAGUGAAAAUAAUGUACAAACGCUCUUUGUUAAAGUAGUCGAGCAUGAUAUGAGAAACGUUAUAGUAUUUGAUCACUUCAGUGUGAACUCUCUUAAUCAAGUCGUGGCCAAAUAAAAUGUAGAAUUUUUGCCUCAUUAAAAGAGUUGUAACUUAACAGAAGUACAGUAAGUAGAGGGCAUUUUUUCGAGUCGACUUUUAUCAGCUGUCUGGCGCAAAGACACAGCAUAUCUCAUCCAUACCUGUUUCUCCUCUUUGCGUGGAAUAUUCCCAAAGAAGCUCAGAGUAUACCACUCCAGCCGAGUUUUGUUGUCCAAUGGUAAGAAAAUUUACCACAAGCGCGCCUAAACAUACUACCCAACCCCAGCCGCCAUCUGGAGGAGUAUGUCUUUGCUCCGGGCCGUUUCUCCCGCGUUCUUUGUCAUCGUUUGCCACGGAAUCUGCGCUUUUUGAUUCUGGAGGACCUGUCGCCAUAACGGUCAUGUGUUUUUGCUCCGAAAAAAAAAAUGUACACGCAUAUUUACUGUUUGACCUUUUUUUUUUUUACAUUGCAUAUCCUUUUCGUAGCCGGUGCAAGGCCAUCCGCUUGGAUACGUCAUGUUAUCUAAGUAGUAAUUAAGUUUGACCUUUGUAAGUCUUUGUAGAUUAACGGAAAUGUCGGCUUUUCUAUUUUUUCUAAGAGAAAUUCAAUUCUUAUGUUAUAUUAUUUCGUUGUUUCGAAGGCUAGAUAUAUGAAUUAGAGCUAUUGUGCUAUUUCUAUUCCAAAUUUUUUAACAUUUUCCGCGCUGACGUAGAUGCCGCACUGGGUGUGAAUAUGUUUUUUUUGACAACAUCCCUUGUUCUCGAAAAUACAGUCAGCCCCGUUAACACGGACAUUAGAGGGCUCUAGAAAGUACCGUAUUAGCGGGGUGUCCGUAUUAAGCGGGUUGACUUUAGAGAAAAGAUAAGGGCUUUCUUUCCUCAGGUUACAGCAAACUGUCUGUAAUAGUGAGUUGUCCGUAUUAAGCGGGAGUCCGUAAAGCGUGGUUCGAUUGUAUCAAGUUCACUACUCACUCAGAAAAGCAUCCGUCUAGUUUAGUCGUUUGACGGAAAUAGAUUAGAAUGGGUGUUUUAUUGGACUGUGAAAAAGGCUAUAUCACGAGGAUAUUGCUGCUUUAGAUCAAUUCUCGGUUUUCACUCACGUGAGAAUUAAUUAACGCAGAAAUAAAAAUGGAAAUCUUUUAAUACAGAAAGUCUAGAAUCUGGGAAAUGAAAGAAAAUAAAUAUUCAAAAAGCCUUGCCAAGAAUCAGGUCUGUGCAAUAGUUCAUAUGCGAGAUAUUCGGAAAAACGUUUUACCCAAAUUUAUAAAGCUUUGUAUGGAGACGCCAUUAAAGUAAUGUUUAUUCUAAGACAAAGAAUGUUUAGAUAGCAAAGUGUCCAAAAAUCCGGGAUGUUUUUGACCCGGCCGCCAGCGAAAUGCCGCGUCACGCAAAAGCCUGGAAAUUCAAGCUUCCUAUAUCGCAAAACAAAGAACCCUUUUGAACCCGAAAAAUUGUUUGUUUAAAGGUUUUAAGGUGCUCUAAUAUCACAUGAAAGUAGAAACUCAGAAGAAGCGAUAGUUUCUUUGUUUGAAUUUUUGUGACGUCAUGUGAAAACCAAGAAUUACUUAGUGCCAUUUCCAAAUUUCGCCCCAGGUAAGAAAAUCCGGAACCCUACUCACGAUUGGAACCCAGAAUCCAAGUUCUACUGACAAAUACUGGAAUCCAGUACCUGGAAUCCGGAAUCCUCAGCGUAGAGUCCAGAAUCUAAGACUGUCCUAGAUUCCCUUACAUUGGGCGUCAUAUUUAUGAUGCGCUCAUAGAAUUAUGAAGAAGAUAGGACAAAUUUCAUCAGGGACCAUACCAUAAUAAUUGUUUGGGUGAUUUUGCAGGCAUAACAUUAAAACGUUAAAAAGUUUGCCCAUUUUUUCAUGUUUCAGUCGUUGUCCAUUCUUGCCAUCGGUAGCAGUAGACGACAGGAAACAAUUUAAAUGCCUAAAUAUAGCCUGAAAUAAUCAAACUGGACCAUUAUUUGAGAAUGCAAUUGAUGCGAAGACGCGUUUUACCUUUUCAAAAAUGGAGUAACUUGCGCUUUUAACUCCUGUUAGUCCGUCGCUACGUUUCCUGUCUUGUAUUAACAAUGCCAAGGUCGCGAACUAACCAUUUAGUAGCGAAGGUGGUUGGACAAGAAAUUCCUCAUGAUAGCCACGUCUCCUAACGCGAAUUUCCGACAUACUUCAUCUUAGCUUAAGCCUUGCCUCAGGGAAAAAUUUCGCAUGCAAAGCUUGUACCGAACAUAGAAUAACUGGCAGAACGAUCAGUAACUUGCGAUAGUCGAACGAAUUCGCGAUUUAUGCUUUUGUUUAGGGCUACUGAAAACGGGUACGUAUUGUUCUUCGCGUUUCGUAAGUUGCAGUUGGGUUUAUUUCGUGUUAUUUUGUUAUUCUUUUGUCUUGAUUUAAGAGUCAAGGGUCCUUUCGAAGUGGGUUUAAAUAAGGCCAAACAUCUAGUUUACAAGUUGCACCCUCUGCGUAGCAGAUAUUUUAAGCUUUAUCGUAAUCUGUAGACAUGCGUGCGAGUCCUUCCUGACCUUGAUUUUAAUUUGUACCUGCGGCAAGUCUAUGAGUUUCCAAUAAACCUUGUUUUAACUGUCAUUCGUUUUGCUAUGGCCAUCGAAUGUUUAUGUCUUCGCGUGGGUCUGUUUUUUUCAAUAGAUUUACUAGGUUCUUUUAAUUUUGGGGGUAAAAUGGGAAUUUUCUAUGGUUGGUUUAUUAAAUUUAACUAUAAGUCGCCUCAUGCGGUUUUUGAAACCACAUUGAUAAGGUCAACCAAAAUAGAGGACUUUGGGAUCGCGAAAAUAUAUUUUCAAAAAGUUUGUAUACCUAUAAUGGGGUAGGGCUCUAAAAACAUCACGCCUAAGGUGUGAUUGUCGUGCCUCAUACGGUUUUUUGAGAAACAGGCAAACUAUUCAAGUUUGUAUACCUGCAAAGUGUCACGCCUGCAGAUCACAAACUUCGAUCUCACGCCUACUCACGUCUGUCUAAAAACUUAGUGAGUUAAGUUCAUGGAAAGUUCGAUAUCUGGCUGAGCUUAGUUCGUCUGAAUGCACGUUCUGUCCGUCUGCUACGGCUAACGUUUAAGAAAUCAAUAGUUUGGGAAACUGUUACAAGAUUCCAUCGGUUGAGACCUCUAAAGACUUGUCCGGGAUGGGAAAAAAAGCUGAAAUAGGGGGUCCAUCAGCCACGAAGCAAUACACUUAAAGCCGUAAAAAGUAAUAUUGGCACUCUCAAAAUGACAUCCUCUGGCUAGAAAAAAUAUUACGGUUAACAUUUUUGUUGUGACUAUGGUUAACUGAAUAUUUUCAUUUUCCUUUUUUUACGCCUUAUCCAUAAAACAGCCAAAAACUUAAUCGUGACGGUUCACUAAAGCUUCACGUAUACGGCAAACGACAGAUUCAAGUUGAAAAUUUCUCAAAGUAGAAAAUGAGCAGAUAAAAACGGUCAAAUAGCUCGAAUUCUGUUAUCAUAGGACUGUCGUAGGGGUUGGAAUGUGAUUCGGGGAUGAAAUUACAAAGUUUGUCCUUGACCCUUAUUUCAGUCUGCCGGUACAACAUCCGUUUAUUCAGCGAUAUAUUUCGACCGCUAAAACAUCCGCUUGUUUGGCGGCACGUACGGCUGUCCGGGUUUGACCUUGGCAUCCGUUAACAGUCUGUGUAAAAACCAGGGCAGUCUUUCAUAAUGCAAGGAUCGCUUAAAAUGAAGCUGGGGGCGGCGUCUUGGUGUAGAAAAGGAUUAGCGCAUAUUAACGUAAAUUCAAUUGUAUGGCUGGUCAGAUAGCUGAAAAAAUGGCUACUUAAACCGUUUAACCCGAAUAUCAAAAUUGAAAGUCCCCUAUACCCUUACCCUUACCCUUACCCUUACACAUUUGCUAUGGAACUCGUGGUGAGAAGUUAUCAGGAGCCGGCUUCGGAAGUUAUUAAAAUAUCAAUCAAUUAAACUGAUUCGUCUUAUGUGACAGCAGUGAUUUUGACACAAAUAGUUAUGGUGAGUCCUGGGACUCAUCUUGUGAAAAAUUACGAGUCCCUGUCCAUAACCGAUGAGUCCCAGUUCAAAAAAAAAACAACAGCAAUGCAUCCUAAAUUGAAAAUGCUUGGGCCUUUAUGUAACCAGACAAGUUAAUCUGGAGACAGACACCAAAACUCUUUAUUACAGUUUACUGAAAUUAAAAUAUCGUCCCUCUAUAUCUUUAAAGCACAAAAAAGACUUAAAAUAAGUAUGCAACUUUUUAGACAACAGCCACAGAAAACACGCGAACACGCGAUAUUCUACCAAAAAAUCUUCAAAUCGAUCAAUCUUCUUUGCGUCCUACGGGACGCAUGACAUAAAUUAUUUUGCGUCUUAAGCGAUUUUUAUGCAUCAGGGACGCUGGACGCAGAGGUAACAAAAUCACUGUACAGUGUGAUCACUUCUUCAAUUCUUGUCACGAAUCUGUUUUAUAGAACAUUGAUGCUGAUUACUCUCAGCGCUUGAAGGGUAAAUGCGCUUGGUUUUGCGCGCGUUUAAUGUGUGAAAACCAUUCCUUGAAUUAAUUUGAUUGACAUGUGAUUGCCAGUGUGAACGCGAGCCUACCCUUGGCGUUCCCGUCAGCCGUAUUUACUCUGUUCCUCCUCCUGUUUGAACGGCUUCCGCACAGACCAUCGUUAUUCUCAUGCUCAUCGUGUUUAAUUAACCAUCGCUGUUACAAUUAAAUGGAUAAGAUUGACAUCCAUAAUUCCUUAUUCAUUCCUAGGCUAACCAGUUACUUGAGCGGUUACAUUGCCACGAGCCACGUGGUGUGAGCUGCUUGACCACGGCUACCGAAGGUCAGCGCAAGUUGCUGUGCUGCGGUUCAUUUGACUCCACCAUAACAGUCAGAGACUAUAAGGUACUUUUCUUCUCUAUAUCACGUGAUGUAGAUGACAGGUCAGCAAUUUAAAUUGGCCAUUUGUGAUUUGUCCUUAGCCUUUUUUUAAAAAACGAGGUUACGUGUAAAUUUUUUUUAUUAUUAUUUGUAAUACUCUUUUUUUUCUUUCAAUUUACUCAGACUGGUCUUCUUAUUCGGACCUUUAACCAUCACAACAUGACGGUUUUAUGUAUGCAGGUAUGUUGUGUAGUCAUCAUAUCAAAUAGAAAUUUUCUGCUAUGGACUCCCGGGUCUGGACUUAGAUGAUUCCUAUAGUAUUGGAUCAAACCUUUACUCUUGUUUGUAUUUCAUUGCAGGUCGUGAAUAAUAUCUUGUAUAGUGGAUCCGCUGACAUGAACGUGCAGGCUCAUAAUUUGAGCGUAAGUCAUCGCGAGCGUAGUAGAAAAUAGUUUAAGAAAUAGAAACAAAUGCGUUUCCAUGAAAGCGAAGUCUUGCAGACAUGUAUGAGCUGUUCGUAUUUCCCAAGACCAUUAAGCCCUUUCAGCGUCUUCAAUUGUGUAAAAACGAAGGCGCAGAAAAAGUUUACUUUUUCUUUUAUGAGCCAUAAGAUUACGGUAUAGGAAUGUAAAUUGUGACCUCGAGCAGAUAUUGAAUUUCUCGUCCUUUCUAUCGCCAGCGAUUAUGUAAAGCUCUCAUAUAAGUCUUUAACCACUAAAAUAUUAAGUAACACCGAAGGUUUUUUUCAUGUUGUAUAUUUCCAGACUGGAGAGCUAAUACGAAGUUUCCAUGGUCACACUCGGAGUGUCAGCGGUCUUCAGGUGGUCGGUAGAGUGCUAGUCACGUCAUGUUUGGACAAACUUAUUCGCUGCUAUGACCUAACGGUACGUAGUUUUGUUGUUUGUUGCUCUCGCCACUUGCAUUUAAGUUUAAGUUUAAGUUUAAUAAUUCUUUUUACCAAUGUACAAAAUAAAAAUAUAUAUACAUAUAUAAAAGUACGAUAGGUAAAGGAAAGCAAUAGGGGGAAAUUGAAUUCCCAUAUAAAAACUGCCCUCCAAAACGAAAAGAUAAAACUAUUAAGAAUAGAAAACUAAUACAUAACUAUACAUCACGUGAUACUAAGAGAAAAAAAAAACAAAAACAAAAACAAACAAAAAAAAAAACAACCAAAAUUUAGUUGUUUUUGUUUUUUUUUCUCCCUUUCCCCUUCCCCUUUUCUUUAAUAAACUACUUAGAUAUUAAAUAAAAAAGAAAAUCCAGAUUCAACAGGAAAUAAUAAACAUCUGACUAUUUACAAAGAUAAUUAAGUAAUAAAGUUUUAAAAGAGUUCAAGCUGGAAGCAGACAUAACGGAGUUUGGUAAAGAGUUCCAGUCAUUAACGUAACGAUUAAAAAUUGAAAAUUUAAAAUAUUUUGUCCUUGCUGCUCUAGGCCUGAUUUUAAAGUCAUGGUUUCUUCUAGUUCUUGUCGGGCCAGUCAGAAUAUCUUAUGGUAUUAACGAGGAAGUGCGUGACGUUCAUGACGAUCAAAAAGUGAUAUCACAAGAAGAAAUUUGCUCCUCGUCAUUAUUGACGCUGAAAGCGGUUUUGAAACGUAAUUUUGCCACUUUGAAGGAACUGGCGCCAAAGUAUGAAAAGUGUAGAGCGUUUUCACUCACGUGGCCAUCAAUUAUUCAAAUUUAUGGACAUAAAAGUUCAAUGUUUUACAUAAGGAAAGGCUCAACUCCCACAGGAUUGUUUUGGGACAUCAACAUGGCCGCUGUUAUAUUUUGAUUUGGGACACCAAUGUGGCAGACGUGACGUCAUGUGAAAACGCUCUAUAAACAUGGCUUUAAAACAGUGAAAGGUCUUUGAAAUAUCACAACAAGUACAAAAGAAGGCAUGGAUAGACUUAAUUGAAGAGUACUUUAAGAUGGACUAUUGUUGGAGUUUUAUGACAUCUGUUCUUUGAGUUUAUUUUUCAAAGUUUAUCUCCAUUGUGUGAAUCAGGAAAAUAUGACGAGGGCUCAGGUGAUAAAAUUGAUAUUUUGGAAGACUAAACAAAUUUGACUUAACUGCCUUGCUCCGUUCCGCUAAAAAGCUGCUUCCUACAAACUUUAUCACAUAGAUUUGUAUGUAUGUUCUUGUAAAGAGACCUUUGAUGAACAAGCGAACCAAAUCAACAACCAAUCAUUGAUUUUUCCUCAUAUAUUUACUUCUGUAGACGGGAGAACUUCUCCAGGUGUAUGGAGGCCAAAUAGACAUGAUCUUCUCUGUGCUGGUCAGCAAUGGAAGAGUAAGUUCCUAGUUGUGUAUUUGGUAGGGUAACGAAAAGCAAUUGAUUAUGUGGCUUGUUCACAGCUUGCCAUUUUCCGCAUUAUUGUGUGUCUAGGGCAUUUUUAACUCGGAAAAAAAUAUCUUGAUAGUUCCUCUUUAAAUAAUGACUUUUGCUUUCUUCUUCAUCAGAUAUUCAGCGGUGGGCGAGAUGGCUCUGUUGUGGCAUCUAAACUGGAGUUAAGGGUUUACCACCCGUGCAAGGUAACGAACUGCUCCCUCAGUUGUUCUUGUACAUAUCUCAUUUGAAAAUUUUCAGGUUUUUCCUUUCCCUCUUUAUAAAAACUACGUGAAAAAAGGGAUAACGGGAAAAGAAAAUUCCGAGGGUAAAUUCCUCCUCCACCUCCUCCCCGUGUCUAUGUGCUUUCCCCUCUCUUCACCUUGUCUUCCGCAAAAGCCUGUUCAUAAGUUUUCACUUACUGAUGGGUUUCUGGAAAACUGCCCACCUACCCCUCCCUAAGUCAACAUAAACACUUACCUCUCACUAAGCGCAAAACGUUGGAUUAGGGGAGGGGUAUGUGGGCAGUUUGCCAGCAACCUAAAUUGAUCCUAAAGGAUCUUACUUCCGGUUUUUAAACGCUAUCAAAUCAUAUCUCACCUUUUGCUUGUUUUCUUUUCCUUCAGUGGGAAAAUUGCGACCUCAAUUUUGGCAUAGUAUCACACCUGAAAAACCACAUACGAGGUAAUAAAUAGUUAUUCUCUGCAUAGCUAAGGUUCUUUAACGCUACGUAUUUCCCGUCGACUAAAUUCAGUUUCCUUAGUAAGUCUGGUUUUCAACUUCUACCGUGCUCGGCACACUUUGCGCGUUUAAAUCUCUGCUCGACAAACGCUGUGGGUAGCGUUCAUAUAAACGCACUAUGCCAAAGCUACAGCCUAAAGUGGUAAUGCGGUGGAACAUUCUUUUUUCUGUUGCGCCAGUCUAAACUUAUUUGAAAAUCCUGCUUGAGCCAGGCCUAAAAUGUGCGCCGUGUUAUUUUAUUUAUUUUUUCCCAUCAAUAUUUAUUUAAGCCUGUCAAUACAGCCGUCUUUUUUUUAUCGUCGAUUCUGUGGGGGGCGGGAAGGGGGGGUCAAUGACACGGCAGAUUUUAGGCCAGGCUGUAGCUGUUACUGGAGCUCCAAGUGAUGUUUUUGACAACUAUUCCUCGACUCAGACUCAGAGGCCAUGAGGGCGAGAGGAAUAACUGUUUUAGUAAAAUCCAACUAGUUGACAAAAAUAUCGACACAAAACAACUUUCGCUGGUUAAAGCUAAACUUUAUUCCCUUUUUUUUGCCGCCAAAAAGCCGGCGCUUUUCGCUACUAGUGGGCUAUAACAUACAGCCUUGUAGUAGCUCAACCAAUCAGGCAUUGAUAAUAGACCUCUAGUUGGAUUUUCCUAACUAUAUUAUUUGUACUUAAGUUUUUGUAGGUGUACCCUAUUACGAGUAGGAGACGGCAAGUCCAAAUUACGCCUACAUGUGUACAUGAAUCAGACAAAAUUUGUCAGAAACAGUUCCCUAGCGUAUGAUCGCCUGACCUGUACUUUAUAAAGUGCAGAAAAAUUUAACUAAAAUACGAAAGUCCCAAAAGUCCCAACUUGUCUUGUCAUUACGUCAUGUUGUAGAAUAUCACGUGAUGGAACAAGGAGCCGUGGAAACUUGUCAUUGGUCACAUUGUGGGCACCAGUUCUCCCGUGAUGACGACAUAGGAGUGAGUAUUUCGUUUGACUUAGAAUACCGAGGGGUAGAGGUUGAGUCCUUUUUACUGAAAUACUGGGGGGAGGGUAGAAGAGUAACACUGCUUGGUUCCAUACGACAGUUGUCCAAAUUAAAAUCCAAAAAAAGAUAGAGAGGGAUACGUCAGCCUCGUUCCCAGAGAAAAUCCUUUAAUAAGAACGACCGAGACCAGGUUUUAUGAGCCCGUGAGACUGAGCAGCCCACCCAAACCUUUGUUUUCACUAGAACCGCUGGACGCCACAACCUGGUUGAGGUCGUUGUUAUCUAAGGUCUUCCGUUCACAGGGGACCCUGGGAACGAGCUUGGAGAUUCGUGUAGGGCCUUUUCACUUGGCGUAAAUUCCGCCAUGUUGGUGUCCCAAACCAGUCCUUUGGGAGUUGAACUCUUUUCUUAUGUAAACGCUGUCUUUUGUCGCAAUAAAUUUGCAUACCUGCUGACCACGUGAGUGAAACACUCCUUUGUAAAUGCUCUAUAAAUCCCUUGGGGCUUGAAAAGUGUUUUAACUAGAGGAGAGAGGGGGGCUGCUGAAUAAAGUACCCGUAGGAGGAACUGAUAGGCUAGAGUUAGCGUACACUUCUUUCUCUUUUGGUCGAGGGCAAUAACUGUGUGACGUUAAGAUUUGAUUGCUGUAAAACGUGUUUUCCUUUCAUAGUUCAGUUCACAUGAAUUGUUACAUUCACACCACGAUUCGCGUAGCCUGCGAAAACAGCCGUCUCCUUCCUCCUUUCUGCUGGGACGUUUCGCCAGCUUAUUAAUACAGUUUGUCCUUUAUUAAUUUGGUUGUCAAAAACAUGGUAGGAGGUUAGGGGAGGAAAUAAACGGAAAAGGGAUGAGUAACUUUCUUCAUCUAAAUAGAGGAGCCUUAUCAGAAAAGAGACUUGCUGUAAUAAAUAAUCUACUUAAGCUCAAUUUGACUCACUCUGCUCCUUCCACCCUAAAAGUUUUUCUUUUUUACGUCACUACAGGCUGUCCUCAAGCACGUGUUAGGUCACGUGGUGACGAAAACAGCAAGGAAAUCUGCAGGCUAAUGACGGUUGUCGGUAUUUCACUUCUACUGAUGUAUUGUGAUUUACAGUAUGUUAAUAUUUUUGAAGGACAACGACAGUGCUGUGUGUAACACAAAGAGAAGGCUCUCUUUAGCUCGCUAGUGUAAUAACAAAAAAGAUUUUGCAUCAGCCAAGAAAAUGGUUAAAAGCCAAUCCUCGACUUUUACGCUUCGGUUGCUUUAUUGAUACGUCUUUCUUUUUAAUCGCACAUUGAAGAGCAACAGUUGUUAAGAAUGGCAAGUACUUCUGAAGUGUCUAAAUGUAAAUACUUUGAAAAGAAAGCAAGUUGUUGAAUUGGACUGAAGUUGUGUUCAUAUGUUUACCUGAAAGUGCGGCUCAUUCGCCGCUCAGUAUCUCUUUAAAAGUGACUACGAUCCUUUUGGCCAGCACUUCAUCCGCUCGACUGAGUUGACCGUUGUCUAGUCGUUAAAAACAACUGAUUUAUACUGACUCGAGGCUCAUCAUAAAGGCGAAGACAUGCUUUUGUACAUAAGAUACAUAGAAGAAUAUUAUAAACUAGAUAAUAACUGUCGACUGUUCACUAUAGAUUUUCAAAUUAAGGUACAGACUUACUGCAUGCAAAAUAUCUGAAGUACCACACAGAUCAGACGCAGUUAGAAACCACCUCAUUCUGUUUGUUUUGAACUAUUUUUCUUUCUAAUAAAAU